Artibeus jamaicensis (Jamaican fruit-eating bat) is the source of this 6608-nucleotide messenger RNA. It is a transcript of the gene QRICH1, whose product is annotated as glutamine rich 1. The record is from RefSeq and is a predicted model, not a curated record. The coding region runs from base 215 to 2218 and encodes 667 amino acids. NCBI's taxonomy places the organism in Eukaryota, Metazoa, Chordata, Mammalia, Chiroptera, Phyllostomidae. The transcript has 7 exons.
GACCCGACGCUCGGGUUAUCGCGAGAGGGGCAUUCGGCACUCAUUGGCUAUGAGGGUUGAAUGUAAGAUGGCGCCCAGGGAGCUGUGAGGGGAAAAUCCUGUCGGUCUUGGAGCGGCGACGGCAGAACCGGGUCCCGAAGCAGUGCAGCGGGGCCGGCGGGUAGAACGGCGGCGGCGGCGGCGACGUCGCCGGGAACCCUAAGGAAUCUACAAUAUGAAUAAUUCUCUGGAGAACACCAUCUCCUUUGAAGAAUAUAUCCGAGUAAAGGCGCGGUCUGUCCCACAACACAGGAUGAAGGAAUUUCUGGACUCACUAGCCUCUAAGGGGCCAGAAGCCCUUCAGGAGUUCCAGCAGACGGCUACCACUACCAUGGUCUACCAGCAGGGUGGGAACUGCAUUUACACAGACAGCACCGAAGUGGCCGGGUCAUUGCUUGAACUUGCCUGUCCAGUCACCACCAGUGUUCAGCCACAGACCCAGCAAGAACAGCAAAUCCAGGUUCAGCAGCCACAGCAGGUUCAGGUACAGGUGCAGGUACAGCAGUCUCCGCAGCAGGUUUCGGCUCAGCAGCUCUCCCCACAGCUUACUGUUCACCAGCCUGCCGAGCAGCCCUUCCAAGUCCAGGUGCAGAUCCAAGGCCAAGCACCACAGCCAGCGGCCCCUUCCAUCCAGACCCCAUCUCUGCAGAGCCCCAGCCCCUCGCAGCUGCAGGCAGCCCAGAUCCAGGUGCAGCACGUGCAGGCAGCUCAACAGAUCCAAGCUGCAGAGAUUCCAGAGGAGCACAUCCCACAUCAGCAGAUCCAGGCUCAGUUGGUGGCUGGCCAGUCUCUUGCUGGGGGUCAGCAGAUCCAAAUCCAGACUGUGGGUGCCCUUUCUCCACCACCGUCCCAGCAGGGCUCACCUCGGGAAGGAGAGCGACGGGUUGGCACAGCCAGUGUUCUCCAGCCAGUGAAGAAGCGCAAAGUGGACAUGCCCAUCACUGUGUCCUAUGCCAUCUCAGGGCAGCCAGUGGCCACUGUGCUGGCCAUUCCACAGGGCCAGCAGCAGAGUUACGUAUCUUUGAGGCCAGACUUACUGACAGUGGACAGUGCCCACCUGUACAGUGCCACUGGGACCAUUACUAGCCCUACAGGAGAAACCUGGACCAUCCCUGUUUACUCUGCCCAGCCCCGGGGAGAUCCUCAGCAGCAGAGCAUUACCCACAUUGCCAUUCCCCAAGAAGCCUACAACGCAGUUCACGUCAGUGGAUCACCCACAGCCUUGGCAGCUGUAAAGCUGGAGGAUGACAAAGAGAAGAUGGUGGGCACCACAUCUGUAGUGAAAAACUCCCAUGAAGAGGUAGUACAGACCCUUGCAAACUCUCUCUUUCCAGCACAGUUCAUGAAUGGCAACAUCCACAUUCCAGUAGCUGUGCAGGCUGUGGCAGGCACAUACCAGAAUACAGCUCAGACUGUCCAUAUAUGGGACCCUCAGCAGCAGCCACAGCAACAGACUCCCCAGGAACAGACGCCCCCACCACCACCACCACCGCAGCAACAGCAGCAGCAGCAGCAGCUCCAGGUUACUUGUUCUGCUCAAACUGUUCAGGUUGCUGAAGUUGAACCACAGUCACAGCCACAGCCUUCUCCAGAACUUCUGCUUCCAAAUUCUCUGAAGCCAGAAGAAGGGCUCGAGGUGUGGAAAAACUGGGCCCAGACGAAGAAUGCUGAGCUAGAGAAGGAUGCUCAGAACAGACUGGCACCCAUUGGGAGACGCCAGCUUCUGCGAUUCCAGGAAGAUCUCAUCUCUUCUGCUGUGGCUGAGUUGAAUUACGGGCUCUGUCUAAUGACACGAGAAGCUCGAAAUGGAGAAGGUGAACCCUAUGAUCCGGAUGUACUCUACUAUAUUUUCCUGUGCAUUCAGAAGUAUCUUUUUGAAAAUGGACGGGUUGAUGACAUUUUCUCUGAUCUUUAUUAUGUUCGAUUCACGGAGUGGCUACAUGAAGUUCUGAAGGACGUUCAGCCCCGAGUCACUCCACUUGGUAACUUCCUGCGCAGAGUGUUAUGUUUGAAAAAACAUGAGUUUUGCAGUAGAAUAUCUGGGUGUUUACUUUUUAAUAAACUUUAUUUUUUAGAGCACUUACAGAAAAAUACAGCAAGAGGUACAGAGAAUUCCCAUAUACCCACUCACAGUAUUUCCCUAUUACUAUCUUGUAUUAGUGUAGUAUACUUAUUGUAAUUAAUAAAUCAAUGUUGGUACAUUAUUAAAACCCUAUAGUUUACAUUAGGGUUCACUCCUUGCAUUGUACGUUUAUGGGUUUUGACAAAUGUAUAACAGCAUGUAUUAACAAUUACCACAUCACACAGAAACUUCGCUGCCCUCAAAUCUGUGUGUUCCACCGGUCAUCCCUGUCUCCCUCCCCCGAGUCCCUGGGAACCACUGCUCUUUAUACUGUCUCCAUUGUUUUUGACUUUCCCACAAUGUCACAUAGUUGAAAUAAUUUAGUAUGUGGCCUUUUCAGAUUUUUUUUCACUUAGCAAUAUGCAUUAAUGUUCCCGCGUGUCUUUUAGUGGCUUGAUAGCUCAUUUCUUUUUAUUCCUGAUAAUAUUCCAUUGUAUGGUUGUACCACAAUUUGUUUAUCCAUUCACCUACUGAAGAACUUCGAAAUGUUGGCAAUUAUGAAUAAAGCUGCUAUAAACAUUGUGUGCAGGUUUUUGGUGAAAGAAGAGGCAGAUAGAUCAAUGGAACAGAAUAGAGAGCCCAGAAAUAGAGCCACAAAAAUAUAACCAACUUACCUUUGACAGAGGAGCAAAGGGAAUUCAAGGAAGAAAGGAUAUUUUCAACAAAUGGUGCUAGAACAACUGGACAUCCACGUGCAAACAAAUGAAUCUCGACACAGACCUUACACCCUUCACAAAACUAACUCAAGAUGAAUCACUGACCUAAAUGUAAAAUGCAAAAUUAUAAAACUCCUCCUCCAGGUAACAUAGGAGAAAAUCUAGGUGACCUUGGGCUUGGUGAUUACUUUUUAUAUACAACACUAAAAGCACUGUGGUGCAUGGGGAAAAAAAUGGUAACUUGGACUUCAUUAAAAUGAAAGACUUCUGCUGUGUGAAGACACAGUUAAGAAAAUAAAAAAAUGAGCCACAAACUGGGAGAAAAUCUUUGCAAAACAUAUAUCUGAUGAAGGACUGGUACCCAAAAUAUCUAAAGAACUCUACCACUCAGCAGUAAGAACACAAACAAACUGGUUAACAAAUUGGCAAAAGAUGGACAGAUGCCUCACUAAAGAUGCAUAGGUGGACGAGAAAUAUAUGAAAAGAUGCUUAUUUUAUUUCAUCAGGAAAUUGCAAAUUUUAGAAUGGGUAAAAUUUCAAACUGGCGGCAUCAAAUGCAACAAAAUAACCCUCAUUCAUUGCUAGUGGGAAUGCAGAGUGGUACCACUUUGUAAGACAAUUUGGCAUUUUUGUACAAAAGUACACAUUUCCUUACCUGUGAUCCAGCAAUCAUGCUCCUUUGUAUUUACAUUGAAAAAAAUUCUAGUUAACAUCUGUCACCACGGAUGUUUGUCACUUAAAUGCACCCCCCCAAAAUUACCAGCUAAAUAUUUUUGAGUUCCUGCUUUAUGUCAGGUAGUAUUCCAGAUGUAUAGAAAAUGAGCCUACAGUUUAAUAGAGACAGCAGAUAAUCUAAUUAAUAGUCAAAAUAAUUUAUGGUUAGGGAAGUGCCUUGAAGACAAGGGAAUGGGAAAUGUUAAGGGCACUGGAAGGGAGGCCUCUCUCUCUCUGAGGGGCUGUCAUUAGAAUGGAGAUUUGAGUGAGGGAGUGAGUUAGCCUUGCCACAUGAUUUGCAAAGUUUCAAGCUAAGUGUAGGCAUGCAGAAUAUGCUUUUAAAAACUUUUUAUUGUGCAAUUUUAAGCACAUAUGAAAGAAAAAAUAGGUUAAUGACACUCCCAUGUACCUGCUAUUUAUUCAUGGUAAAUCUCAUUCUAUAUAUGCACCACUUAUUCCCCCUCCUGUGUUACAAUAAAUCCCAGUUGAAGUAAACCCCAGACACUCUACUCAUAAAUGUUUUAAUAUGUAUUAUUGACAUACCACAAUGCCAUUAUAAAGUUUUUAAAAAGAUAAUUAUAUAAUGCCAUCCAAAUCUCUAUCCUCUGAAUUUCUAAUUGUCUCAUAAAUGUCAUAAUUUUGUUUGUCUGGGUCAAGGUGUCAAUUCCAUGUGUGAAAUUGCUGGUAAACCUUUUAAUGUUUUGUUUCAGUCUUUAAUUUCCUCCUUGAUUUUUUUCUUGCAAUUGUUUAUGGGAGAAACUAGCCUUUUAAAUUGUCAGUCUAUAUUUUGGUGAUUAUAUCACCAUGGUGUAGUUUGACAUACUCUUCUGUCCUCUGUGUUUACAGUUCAUUGGGAGUUGCAUAUAAAGACUCAAAUGAUCAGAGAGAGAGAGAGAGAGUGAGAGUGUGUGUGUGUGUGUGUGGUUUCUUUUUGGCAAGGUUACAUAAUACAUGGGUUUAUUUUCAUCAGAUGCCUAUCAUGUCUGGAUCCAUUAAUUUAUUAGUUGUAAAAGGUGGUACUCUAAUGUUAUUACUUCUUCAUUAUUAGCUAAACAGCAAACUUCUUGUCAAUUCAGUUCCUGGCAGUGCAAAUUGUGUAGAAAAGGGAGGGGUAGGGCCCACUUCUACUCCUUUGUUUAGCAGCUUUCACAGUUGCAGUCGUGACUUGUUUCACCACCUUUCCCUGGUAGUGGCCAGUUAGCUGGGUGGGUUUGUUUUUGGUCUUUAGCAGUCAUUGUGAGCUAAUGAAUUUAAACAUAUUUAAUAUGUUUCAGUAUGUUGCAAUUAUUAUUUUUAUUUUAUUUUAUUUUUUUAGUUUACUGAUGCUCAAAUUGUCCCAUCUGUGGUCAUUUGGAGCUUCUUUAAAUUGGUCCUUAAGUUCUUUUGACACAACCCUUCUUUGAUCUCUGGUUUUCAAAAUGUUUCAGGCUCAUCUUGGGCAUUUUUUUGUACCAGCGUAGAAUCAGUUCAUUCUCCAUGGAGCCUGUUUUUGUUUUGUUUUUGAUGUUGUUUUUUUGUAAAUGGUAUUUCCAUAUGAAACCCAAGUCUGGGUGCUGGGUGUGCUCCUUUCUCCUGAAUUGAUCAUUUGUUUCUAGGCCUUUAAAGUGGGCAGAAUUGAAAAUACAAAAAACAGAUCAUUUUCAUACUUGUAGUUCACAACAGAACUUCAAGGAUUUUACAUGAUAUCUAUAUAUAUAUUACCCAUCUCCCAUGCCAGGAGUUUUAGUUUCCAUGCAUUAAGUUUGUAGUGUUUAGAAGCAAUUAAAGCCCCGGCCACUGUGGCUGAGUCCCUUGGAAUGCUGUCUUGUAACCAAAAGGUUGUGGUUUUCUUCCUAGUCUGGGGGCACGUAUGAUCCCUGGUCCAGGUGCAUACAGGAGACAACCAACUGAUGUUUCUUUCUCUCCCUUUCUGUCUCUCUAAAAGCAAUGGAAAAAAUGUCCUCGGGUGAUGAUUUAAAAAAAAAAAAAGCAGCAGGGAUUAAAGUUAACAAAAGUGACAUCAGGUGGGAGAGUGAAUCCAGAGAAAAGAGGGCAUGCCAAGGCAUGCCUGGGUGUGCCUGGGACCACUCCUAGGCCCCACCUUCCCUGAGGAAGGCUGUCUGCUGGCACUCACCUUCUGCAGACAUGGCUAAGAGCAGGAAAGCUUAUCUCAUUGUCACUGGACCACAAAAUAUGAGUAGAGGCACAGUGGCCCUAGAGAGAUGGAAAUGCACUAUUGGAGUCUGAGCCAGCUUUGGCAAGAACAGAGGAGAGGAAUGUAUUGGGCUUUCUGCUUCAAAAAGAGGCACUGUCACUGCUUGUUUGGAGAGUUCCAAGAUUCCUGCAGGAGUGCCGGUGUCCACUGCAGCUGGUUCACCAGGCCCACAGGGCCUGGCACACGAAUAUCUGCACCUUGACUGCUGAAUGAGCACAUGGGGGUUUGGUGAUCCAACGACUGGCCUUUGUUCCUGACCAGCUCUCAGUUCAUUCACGGACCAGGGGCUUACAGGAAACCUACCUGCCUAGUGGGGGACAGCUGUAAUAGUUCUUUCCGAAUGGCAGUCUCCCCUUUACCCCGAGGGGAUGAGAAUGGGUUUGCUUUCUAGAGAUGGAAGGCAUGACAGAGGGUUUAACAAGGGCAAAUGGGUAUGUGUACCAGUUCUUUGGGCCCUGGACACCUUUGAAAAUAUGGUGAGAGGUCUGUUUCUUCUUUCCAGAGAAGUAUACAUAUAGUCUAAGUUUGGAUUGUAAUUUUGGGUGUUUCACUUUCCCUAAGGCCUAUACCCUUUUGCCUUAUGUUAAUCUUAGAUUAAAGGAAGAACUGACAUCAGGUAAGAGCAAUCGUGUAAGGCAUUGGUUCUCAAAGUAUGGUCUUAGGUAACUCAUUAGAACUGCACAUUAUCAUGUCCCACCCCCCAAAAUUGUGUUGGGACCCAGACUUUUGUGUUUUAACAAGCUUCCCAGGUGAUUCCACCAUACCUGGAACAGUUCUCUGGGUAAACCAUGUAGUCCUAUGUGGUCCUGCUUGUGCCUCACACCUCCCGUCCUGCACCUUUGAGGGAACGCCUGCCAUCCUCUUGUUGUAGCAGUACUCUAUU